CUGAAAGGCUACUGGCUGUUGCUGUACCUCUUUACUAAGCUUGGAUUGCAUGUGUAACUGUUGCUUUGUUUUGCUUUAUCAUCUUUUGCAGAAUGACACGGUGACCAUCAGAACCAGGAAGUUCAUGACAAACAGGCUUCUUCAGCGCAAGCAGAUGGUGAUUGAUGUUCUUCAUCCUGGGAAGGCCACAGUCCCCAAAACAGAAAUCAGGGAAAAGCUGGCAAAAAUGUACAAGACAACCCCUGAUGUAAUUUUCGUCUUUGGCUUCAGAACUCACUUUGGUGGUGGCAAGACAACCGGCUUUGGCAUGAUCUAUGAUUCCCUGGACUAUGCAAAGAAAAAUGAACCAAAGCACAGGCUUGCCAGGCAUGGCUUGUAUGAAAAGAAGAAGACUUCCAGGAAGCAGCGAAAGGAGCGUAAGAACAGAAUGAAGAAAGUGAGGGGAACAGCCAAGGCAAAUGUUGGUGCUGGCAAGAAGAAAUGAAGUAUCUAGCAGUAAAUGAACAUCCUUCAGAUGGAAAAUGGACAACAGACUACAUUAUUCUAUGAAGAACUGCUCUGGAAAGAAUAUGUUCAUCUGGAAUUAACAUCAAAUAAACAAUAUAAUGCUGGUUUGCCCUUUAAUUUUGAUUUGGAAGCUACCAUUUUGUAAAGGUUGAGAAAUUCAAGAUUGGUGCAUUGCUGGCACUAUAUUAAAAUCUUUUCAUAAUUAAA
Messenger RNA from Pezoporus occidentalis (night parrot), 714 nucleotides. RefSeq names its product ribosomal protein S24 (gene RPS24). The transcript is spliced from 6 exons. The record is from RefSeq and is a predicted model, not a curated record. Gene Ontology annotation, cellular component: ribosome. Gene Ontology annotation, biological process: translation. Lineage: Eukaryota; Metazoa; Chordata; Aves; Psittaciformes; Psittacidae. The coding region runs from base 50 to 484 and encodes 144 amino acids. Gene Ontology annotation, molecular function: structural constituent of ribosome.